This is a messenger RNA of Betta splendens (Siamese fighting fish), 2180 nucleotides long. It is a transcript of the gene fbxl6, whose product is annotated as F-box and leucine-rich repeat protein 6. Gene Ontology annotation, molecular function: protein binding. NCBI's taxonomy places the organism in Eukaryota, Metazoa, Chordata, Actinopteri, Anabantiformes, Osphronemidae. Gene Ontology annotation, biological process: SCF-dependent proteasomal ubiquitin-dependent protein catabolic process. Bases 208 to 1923 code for a protein of 571 amino acids. Gene Ontology annotation, cellular component: SCF ubiquitin ligase complex. The record is from RefSeq and is a predicted model, not a curated record. The transcript has 10 exons.
AAUGCAUUGUGGGUCUGCUUUUGACUGUUGUUUGUAAGACGUUAACGUCCACUAGCAUCAGGUAGUGAAACAUCAACGCUCCGUGUAAAAGUCUCAUUUUAACUUUUGACAACACACCUGCUCAUAGUAUAUGCUCAUGGCUCUGCUCUGCUGAUGUCUGGGUUUCUGGAAAUAAAACACAUUGGGAAGGCUUUUUAGCAACAGAAGAUGGAUUCCACUAAAGCAGAAGCCUCAUCCCCCAGUAAAAGACAAGAAGACAUUGCACCAAGCACUUCAGGUGCAUCAAGCAAGGGUGAAUCUAGGUUGUCAAAGAAGUCAUCAUUAAAGAGGAGAAGAGGUGAACAAAAAAAUGCAAAAGCGAAGAAGAGAAAAAAGGCCAGGGUCGCCAGGUCCUCCCAGGUUGGCUACACCGUGCACCAAGGGGAAGAUAUGCUUCUAGUCAUUUCAAGCACUACUUCGCAUUAUAGUGACUCCGCUUGGACUCUCCAAAAGAAAGGAAGAAAAAAGAAGUCACUAUCUAAAGGAAAGUUAAAAGCCAAGCACAGUAAUAAAAAGAAGGCUGUGCCUGCUAAGUCAAGAUCAGAGAAUAAUGCAAUUGUUAAAACAGCAGAGGAAACCACAGUGUUUGUGCCACAGAAAACAGCAGAUAACAGAUGGGGUGUAAGUGUUCCUGAAGAGGUGCUAAGCAAUAUUUUUCAGAUGGUGGUCGUCCAAGAUGGUGCUGUACCAUUUUUGUGCAGGGUGGGAAGAGUCUGUCGUCUGUGGAACGCAGCUGCAUCUAGUCCAGUUCUGUGGCGUAAAGUAACUAUAAGUCACUGCUGGAUUGCACCAGGAAAGAAGCAGCUGCCCACAACUCAGCACAAGAUCAAGGACACUAUAAACUGGCUGGCACAAAGCAGGUUCUCCCAACUACGUGAAUUCUCCCUCUGUCACUGGAAGGAUAAUGUUAAUUAUGCUGUAGAGAUGGUGUCACACCUCUGCCCUCACCUUCGCUCCCUCUCGCUGUCUUACUGCACAGGCCUGACUACGAGAGCCUUCGACAGCCUUGGUCUACACAGCCGUUCUCUGCAGAGCAUAAAUCUCCAGUAUUCUGAGUUCCAGGUUGAGGGACUCCUGGAGUACCUUGAGAAUCAUGGGAGUCAGAUCAAGCAAAUUUGGUUCACUCAGGGACUAAAGAAUGACAGACUUCUGGCCACCAUAUCUAGGGGACACUGCCCUCAUUUGGAGUUGUUGGAGGUCAACACAAAGCUUGACAGUAAGGACUGUGAACUCUCUGUGUGCAUCCAGGCACUACAGAUGGCAUGUCCUAAAUUAAAGACCUUCCGGAUGCUGAAUGUCAGACCUCUUCAUAAAUCAAUGCGUAAUGCUGCUGAUUCAGCAUCAGGUUUUCCAUUACUGGAGGAGCUUUGUAUCGCUACCACAUCUUACUCUUACAUGACCGACAAAGAUUUGUGGGACAUUCUCUUCAAUUCCACCAAGUUGCGGGUGCUGGACCUGCGAGGCUGUUCGCGAAUAACACCUUCCGGUCUCGCUUCAAUACCAUGUCUCGAGCUCGAGUGUCUGUUUUGGGGACUGUAUUUCAGCAGUCACAUUGGGUCAUCAUCUCCAAAGAAGGGGCUUCACAUGGUGACCCACAAGUGGAAUCAGACAUUGCAACAGCUUGAUGUUGCAAAUCAGCUCUUCACUGAGGAGGACUUAGAGAUAGCAAUGAGUUUCCUUGCUCAGGCAAAAGAAGCUGAUACCCUGCGUUCUCUCAACCUGAGUGGGACAAGGAUCACGCCACCAGCCCUCAGGUCAGUCAUAGGCCAUACAACUGCUCUUACCUACCUCAACCUUUCAUCUUGCCGUUAUCUUCCAAGAGGAGUGAAGAGAAUUUACCGUGGCCAAGAGGAGAUUCACCAGCUGUUGGACAUAUUGAACUAGGUUUUCUACUCAUUUGGGUCCAGAAUUUGUUGGAAUGUUUCGUCAUUGCUUAUAGUGUACAUCCUUUAAAUAAGAUUCUUCCUGCAUGUGGUUCAUUUUGAAUUAUGGUUAACAUUUGUGAAUUACCAGUUUUUAGCUAACGAGGAAUUUCAGUUUCCAGGUGUAUUAUAUGGAUGUAAAGCUACAGUUUAAUUUUUCCAGACAGGUUUGUCCGAAAUGUGAAUAAUAAUAAAAAAACAUGCCAUGUUUUCCCACUA